AUGGUGUUUAUGUUUGUCGGGAUUCGGGCAAUCCUACUACUACUCAAACGUCAAAAGUCAUAACCGUUCAUUACAAAGCACUUUUGAAUAGUUUUUGAAAUAUAGUUGUAUUUUACAUUCAAAAGAAAAUGGAAUGUCUUAUAGGAAUAAGAUGUAGAGAUUUUGUCAUGCUAGCUGCUGAUAUGACUAAUGCUCAUAGCAUUAUGGUAAUGAAGACAGAUGAAAAUAAAUUGUUCAAACUAUCGAACAAAUUGGCAUUAGCAGUAUCGGGAGAACAAGGAGACUGUGUUCAAUUCGCAGAAUAUAUAGCUAAAAAUAUUCAGCUCUACAAAAUGAGAAAUACUUAUGAACUGAGUCCCAAAGAAGCUGCUAAUUUCACACGUAGAACAAUGGCAGAAACCCUGAGAAGCAGGAGUCCCUAUCAUGUUAAUCUACUAAUGGGAGGAUAUGAUGACGAAAAAGGAACUCAACUUUUCUAUAUGGAUUAUCUUGCAUCCUGCUCUUCCUUGGAUUAUGCUGCUCAUGGGUAUGGUGGCUAUUUCUCUAUAGCAAUUUUGGAUAGGAACUAUAAAGAAAAUAUGACCAAGGAAGAAGCCUAUGAUCUAAUGAAGAAGUGUGUACAGGAAGUUCAUAAAAGGUUAAUCAUUAACUUGCCCAACUUCAAGGUCCAAAUUAUCAAUCAAAAUGGAAUUCAGGAUUUACCUAAUAUCACCCCAAACAACUAAAUUUAUAUAGAAUUAAUUCAUAAUUAUGAGUUGGAAAAAUAAAAUUUCGUUUGCUAAUA
Molecule: messenger RNA, 784 nt
Organism: Harmonia axyridis
Lineage: Eukaryota; Metazoa; Arthropoda; Insecta; Coleoptera; Coccinellidae
Product: proteasome subunit beta type-2-like
Exons: 3
Coding region: 129-725 (198 amino acids)
Biological process (GO): proteasomal protein catabolic process
Cellular component (GO): nucleus; cytosol; proteasome core complex
Molecular function (GO): peptidase activity
Source: RefSeq, a predicted model, not a curated record